Aegilops tauschii subsp. strangulata is the source of this 1142-nucleotide messenger RNA. Its product is annotated as xylanase inhibitor protein 1. The record is from RefSeq and is a predicted model, not a curated record. NCBI's taxonomy places the organism in Eukaryota, Viridiplantae, Streptophyta, Magnoliopsida, Poales, Poaceae. Gene Ontology annotation, cellular component: extracellular region. Gene Ontology annotation, biological process: carbohydrate metabolic process. Gene Ontology annotation, molecular function: chitinase activity.
AGUUCCUACACCAUCACACAAUAUCCAGAACCAUCUCACUGUCAUGGCGUUCCGACGCCCUCUCGCAUUCCACCAUGAGUGCAUGCUCGUGAUCGCCUUCGUGCUGGUCUCCUGUCUCGCCGGCGCCGCCACGGCGAAGCAGACGGGCCAGCUGACCGUGUUCUGGGGCCGGAACGCCGGCGAGGGCACGCUGCGCGAGGCCUGCGACACGGGGCUCUACUCCACCGUCGUCAUCUCCUUCUACAGCGUCUUCGGGCACGGCCGCUACUGGGGCGACCUCUCCGGCCACCCUCUCGCCGGCGUCGGUGCCGACAUCAAGCACUGCCAGUCCAGGAACAUCCUCGUCCUCCUCUCCAUCGGCGGGCCCGGGAACGGCUACUCCCUCCCGUCCUCCGCCUCCGCCGCAGCCGUCGCCGACAACCUCUGGAACGCGCACCUCGGCGGGCGCCGGAACGGCGUGUACCGCCCGUUCGGCGACGCCGCCGUCGACGGCAUCGACUUCUACAUCGACCAGGGCGCCCCCGACCACUACGACGAGCUGGCCAGCCGCCUUGACGGGUACAACCGGUUCUACCGCGGCCGGAAGGGUGUGCGCCUGACGGCCACGCCGCGGUGCGGGUUGCCCGACCGCCGCCUGGGGGCGGCGCUCCGGACGGGGCUGUUCGAGCGCAUCCACGUCAGGUUCUACGGCAACGACACAUGCUCGCUGGGGAAGGGCGGCACGUACGGCGUGGUAGGGCAGUGGGAGAAGUGGACGGCGGCGUUCCCGAGGACGCAGGUGUACCUGGGCCUCGCGCCGGCGGAGAGUGGCGUGCCGGAGGGGGCGCAGGGCACCGUCGCCGUUUACCUCAAGUACCUGUACUACGACCUGCUGCCCAAGGUGCAGAAGGCCAACAACUAUGGCGGGGUCAUGGUCUGGGACAGGUUCGCCGACAAGAAGACACGCUGGAGCAGCGUCGUCAGCGGAUGGGCCUGAUCGUUUAUAUCGCUGGUUUACAGCUACGGAUCGGAGUACAUACUACUCCUACUGUGUAUGCGUGUGUAUGAAUAAAACGGCAUCCAUAUGAUAAUGAUAUAUGGAUGUGAACUGAAGUUGUUUGUUGUUCUAGUCAAUGAGAUAAGGAAUAUGAUCACUUCUCCUA